GACCAUAAAAUGUACUCACGUAAACAAGAAUAAUGGUAGCCUUACUAUUCUGCAACCAUUUUUUCUCGUCACCAGAGUGGUCAAAUAUAUGUCGUUAACGAAAGUAAAUGCCACCACUUUCCAAAACUGAUAGCCUAAAGCUUGUGUUUUGACGACCGUUUCUCUAUGGUCUCCGACCACACUUUUGGCAACCACUCUAGUGGUCGUCGAAUUGUCACAUAUUACGACAAAUUCAUUUUGGUCGCCAAAAGUGUUGUCCACCACCCUCGAAGCUCAACCUUACCUCAAGGUCAAAGUCAAAGAACAAGUGAUGCAAAUCCUCCACAGGUUCCCAAGUGGCCACUGUAUGAGACACUACUCUACUACCCGUCCCGCGACACCGCCGACACGUACGCGACCAUCGAUGAUCAACCACGCGCACAGGAUGCAACUUGAUAUGGGGUUUUCUUUUUAUCAUUGAUCAGGUCAAGCAACUGGGUUGCCGGUUGCGUGCUGGCUGUUGAAUCCUAGUCAACUCGAUUGAACCAUUGACACAUUUUUAUUAACGAUGUGUAAAAUCUAAUGACUAAAGAUCGAGUUUGUGGACGGAAUAAUAAUUUAUCUCGAGUACCAAAUAAUGCAUUUAUGCUAUAUGAUCGAUUUAUUCCAUGCAAAUCAAUGUCAAUAGUUAGCACGUUUCAAUAACUACCCCAUUUUAGGCCAAGUUUAACCUAAAAUGGCGUUGUCAUAUAGUGGCAAUCAAGGUCGUAGUCACUUGGGUCUCGAUACCCUAGCCUACUUCAAUUCCCACGUUGUUGUUCUCUAUCCAAUUGGUUUAAGAGGUUUUGAUGGAGGAUUCAAGCGAAAUAACUAGUAGAAAGAACAAAUAAGGAUAAAAGCAGGUAUUUCGGGGAACUAUCCCUCACCCUAGCCUAGGUCUACUAUGCAAUGGAUUUAGAGAAUGUGGUGAGUAACCUCUUUUUCGUGGACUUUCGUGGUUAUCCACACGCCUCCGGGUAUGCCUUCCCUAAACUCAUGUUAGUCACCUCGAUCUAGACUAUCGUAACUGGGGCAUUAAGAUCAUAGCUCAUUUCAAUGGGUACGUAUUACCCCCAUCCACACCAAGAUUUCAUCCGGAGUUCUAUCUAGGAAGACAUUCCUAUGAUGCAUGCGUGAUAGUAGGGUUUCUACAAACUAGGAAAGAUAAAGCUAAUUUUGGGUUUCAAUCUUUUCUUUUAUUACUACUAACCACACAAUUUAUAGAGCUUACAAACAAGGAAAUAACGUGCGAGAAAAGAAACAACAAUCCUACGUAGAAAAGGAAUGGGAAACCAACUUCUCUACAACAACGAAACAAACCCUUAAUUCAACUACUCGUCAGCUGCGAACCGCAGAUUGGGCUUUGGUAUUCGGUUCGAUCAACGAAGCCCAUCCAGUUCAUGCCGCCUCGACCCCAACAGUGUGUCAGACGACUCAUCGGGCUCGUCAGGUGACCAUUCCGCAUCAAUCCCCCCCUUGUGGCUCGACCUUGCCCUCAAGGUCGAGGUCAGGAAAUCUGCGAUGUAGCUCCUCGUAUCGUUCACAGGUAGAUUCCUCUCGUGGUAGAUGGCGCCACCGGACUAGACAUUCUUCGAUGAUCCCACACAGACGACGAAACACUGCCGACGGAACACAGCUCGCGCGGCGGCAUGAAGCUCGCCGGCGAUAGAGACCCGCGAGAGGCGCUAACGGCUUAGAGAGAGAAAGGGAGAGAAUAAAACUUUUUAUUCUUUAUUCCUCAUUCUUUCAUUCCGUAAUAAAUCAAUAAUUGAUAAAAAUAAUAAAUAAGCUCUGUACUCGACGAUUAUAGUCGAGUAAACUGGAGAGUUUGACCGCUUGCACGAAUGUAGACAGUUGAGAUGCCCAAAGCUGACCACAUCAGGGAUCACGAACUGCCAUUUUCUUUCUUUUUGUUUGCCUGCCGGCGCUGGACAUAUUCCAUGGAAUUAUACCUCUUCCGACGGCAUUUUUGAAAAAUAAUGGAAUUGUAUUAAUCCAAAACAAAGGAGAUCCAAUUUUAUUGCCAACUUUACUUGGAUGAAUUAUAAUGACUAAAUAAUCAUCCAGUUUUAGUAAUGAUUAAAGUAAAGACAAAAGUUAUUG
Molecule: messenger RNA, 2121 nt
Organism: Linum trigynum
Lineage: Eukaryota; Viridiplantae; Streptophyta; Magnoliopsida; Malpighiales; Linaceae
Source: the annotation of a GenBank genome assembly